Molecule: messenger RNA, 904 nt
Organism: Hippocampus comes (tiger tail seahorse)
Lineage: Eukaryota; Metazoa; Chordata; Actinopteri; Syngnathiformes; Syngnathidae
Gene: tp53rk
Product: TP53 regulating kinase
Exons: 2
Coding region: 37-750 (237 amino acids)
Biological process (GO): protein phosphorylation
Cellular component (GO): EKC/KEOPS complex; cytosol; nucleus
Molecular function (GO): protein serine/threonine kinase activity; ATP binding
Source: RefSeq, a predicted model, not a curated record
AUUAUCACCGAGAAGAAGCAGUCCCGGAAAAAAAAUAUGGCUAAGAACAGCGAGAUGCAGACACUCGACUUUCUUCGAACAGCAGAGCUAUUAAAACAAGGCGCAGAAGCGCGAGUAUACCGUAGUGUGUUUCUCGGGAAGCCGACUAUUGUGAAAGAAAGGUUCCCGAAACGUUACAGACACCCAGUGUUGGACGAAAAACUGACACACCGUCGGACUGUGCAAGAGGUUCGCUCUAUUCUUCGUUGCCGGAAAGCAGGCAUAUCAGCCCCUGUUGUCUACUUUGUGGACUACACCUCCCACUGCAUUUUCUUGGAGGAAAUCACGGAUUCCUCGACAGUACGUGACCACAUUGCUUCUGCGCAGCUGUCUGGUUCCUCCUGUCCUGAUGUGGAGCUGGAGCAUCUGGUUAAGAAGAUGGGUCACAUCCUGGCCAAAAUGCAUGAUGAGGACGUCAUCCACGGUGACUUGACCACCUCCAACAUGUUACUGAGGCGGCCACCAGAGGAUGGCGAGACUGACCUAGUCCUCAUCGACUUUGGUUUGAGUUACAUAUCGACUCUGCCAGAGGAUAAGGCGGUAGAUUUGUACGUGUUGGAAAAAGCUUUCCUCAGUACUCAUCCCAGCACAGAGGCACUGUUUGAGACGUUACUAAAGAGCUACACAGCCUCAUCCCAAAAAUCAGAAGCAGUCAUAAAAAAGCUUGAUGAAGUUCGUUUGAGAGGGAGAAAGCGGUCUAUGGUGGGUUGAAAGAGUUCUCCAACGUAACUAAGUAAAAAUAUUUUGCUUCAUCAUUGUAUAAGUGGUGAUUAUCAAACAUAGUAAAAUCUUAACUGAAUUAAGUGAAAUUCUGACAAGAAUUCAGUUGAUUGUUCGGAUUCGAUUCAAUCCACCAGAUUGCAUG